CUCAUUCCUCUUUCAGUCCAGUGACAGUGGUCACACGCCAUCAUGGUAACCAGGUGGGGAAUUUGUAGUGCUGGGAAGAUAAGUCAUGACUUCACAGUUGGUCUGAAGUCUCUGCCUCCUGAAGACCACCAGGUUGUUGCAGUGGCGGCCCGUAAUUUGAAGCAGGCACAAGAGUUUGCUCAGACGCACAGCAUCCCUCGCGCAUACGGAAACUAUGAGGAUCUGGCCAAAGAUACCGAGAUUGAUGUGGUGUACGUGGGCACUAUUCACCCCUAUCACCUGCCAGUGAGUGUGAUGCUGAUGAAGGCCAAGAAGAACGUGCUGUGUGAAAAACCCUUGGCCAUGAACCUGCGGGAGGUGAAAGAGAUUGUGGCGUGUGCCAAACUGAACAACAUCUUCCUGAUGGAGGCUGUGUGGACCCGUUUUUUCCCAGCCUCAGUGGAGAUCAGUCGUCUGCUGACCCAGGGGGACAUUGGGGAGGUCAAGGUGGUGAGAGCAGAUUUCGGUGUCCCCCUCAGAGACGUGCCUCGUUCUGUGGAGAAAGAGCUUGGGGGCGGAGCGUUGCUGGACAUUGGCAUCUACUGUGUGCAGUUUGUGUGUAUGGUGUACAAAGGAGAGAAGCCAGAGUACAUCCAAGCCACAGGCGUGUGUCUGGACACAGGUGUGGACGAAGCCAUGGUCGUCACUCUGAAGUUCUCUCAGGGUAGGAUGGCGGUGUGCACCUGCUCUCUGGCUGUGGAACUUCCAAAUGAUGCCGUCGUGGUGGGAACAAAGGGAACCAUCCGAGUUCCAGCCCAUAUGUGGUGCCCGACGUCUUUGGUGGUGAACGGAAAGGAGACACAGUACCCCGUCCCCGAGCCAUACAUCCCCCUGAAUUUUAUCAACAGCACAGGCAUGCGCUACGAGGCUGAGGAGGUGCGCCAGUGUUUACUCAAAGGUCUGAAGGAGAGUCCACGCAUGUCUCACGCAGACUCCGCCCUCCUGGCAGAGAUUAUGGACGAGGCGAGGCGGCAGGUGGGCGUGGUCUACAGCCAGGACAAGCAGUGAGCUCCACCCAAUCACAGUCCGCUAGAUCAUCCGUCCAUGUUUUCAUCCCCUCAAUAAAACACAAGGUCUAAUGUCCUCAAACA
Molecule: messenger RNA, 1130 nt
Organism: Chanos chanos (milkfish)
Lineage: Eukaryota; Metazoa; Chordata; Actinopteri; Gonorynchiformes; Chanidae
Product: trans-1,2-dihydrobenzene-1,2-diol dehydrogenase
Exons: 7
Coding region: 43-1047 (334 amino acids)
Molecular function (GO): nucleotide binding
Source: RefSeq, a predicted model, not a curated record